This is a messenger RNA of Archocentrus centrarchus (flier cichlid), 1115 nucleotides long. RefSeq names its product protein FAM107B. The transcript is spliced from 5 exons. The record is from RefSeq and is a predicted model, not a curated record. Lineage: Eukaryota; Metazoa; Chordata; Actinopteri; Cichliformes; Cichlidae. Bases 187 to 582 code for a protein of 131 amino acids.
CACUAGUGCCUACUGCUAGAUGGCACAUUGAGUCUGUGGAUCUGUCAUCAACAACAUGCUGGCCUUGGAUGCGGCAAAGAAAAAAGACGAUCGACAGACGGAGUGAGAACGUGCGAUUCUUUUAACAAUGGACUAAAACAGGAACGCUGCUGCUGGACAAAAAACAGUGGGCCUCCACCGUCCUCCAUGGAGGGGUCAGCUGUAAAAAAAAAACUAGGAUAUGGACACCUCAAAAAAGCUGACUGUGGCAGUGAGCAGAGGAAACUCAAUGGCUCCUCAGCAGAGACACCGAGUUACCAUAACCUGCACCGGGAGUUGCUGCUCAGCCACAAACGGGGCCUGCUGCUGGAGGAAAAACCAGAGCUGAAGCGAGUGUUGGAGCAGCGCAGACUGGAGCUGCACAAGGAGGCAGAGAUGGCACAACGACAGCCCUCAGACCUGGAGAUGGAGCUCCGCAAGAGGCAGCAGAAACUGCAAGAGUAUGAGCAGGAGGAGAUAAGGCGUCGAGAGAACCAGCAGAAGAUCCCAGAGUUUGUCCGUGUGAAGGACAACCUGAGGCGUACACAGACGUUUGAGCAGUGAGGCCCCGAGGGUCCCCAUCAGCCCCUGCCGGAUCUCACCAUAGCGGCCCUAAAUCUGUAUGUUCACAUUCUGCUGGGCUGCAUCCCAGAGACACCGUCUUGCUUUACAUUUCUUCACAUUAUACUUUGAGUUAUCAGAUUUUGCAGUAAGGAAUCACUCAUACCAGGCUAACACAUAAUCUAGAAAAACAUUCUUAAAAGUCGAUCAUAGUUCUGUUUCUGAUGAGGAAGUCGAAAAACUUGCUUUUUUAAAUUCAGAAUUAUGUGGAUUAAUAUUGGUUAAGAGAAAGCUACCACUGAGUUCUGAGUCUGGAUAUUUUUUAAUGUUUUUUUAUGCUAAUUAACUACUUUUUUAAAAAUUUGUUUCCCAUGCUUCUUCUAGUAUCAAAUGAGCAUGAGACAUCAGUUAAGCCUGAUUCUGCCCUUUAUAAAGACCACUGUGCAACUGUGAAGAGGAACAUUUUCAACAGAGCUGUUUUGUAUGAAUAAAAAUCCCCCAGCAAUCCAAAAUAUACAUGUUUGUUUCUGCCAUGA